AUGAAGCUCGACAGGUAUAAAAUGCGACACGACAGGCUUCGUGUCGAGGACUUUGCACACAUUCACUCAUCGCCUGAAUAUCAACCAUCGUCCAUUGCAAGUCAGCUCUGCAGUUCACUUCUUGGCUCCAUCUUGAAUCAUCGUCGACAUGAAGACCAUUCUCGCCCUGCUCGUCUCGGCGCUCCAAUUAGGCACUACCUCAUCCUCGCCCAUCACUCGACAUGGCCACACUCCCCGAGGGCGUCGACCCCGGCGCGAUCCGCGCCUGCGCAGAGCACCCACUGGCUCUGUCUUCCAGCCCCAUCCAGAAACGCAGGUGCUGGCGCGGCCAAAAAGGCGGCUGCUCUCACGGCUACUGCUACAGGCGCUGUGGAGAAGGCGGCGAGUGGUGCUGGACUGCCCGCAAUAGGGGCGUGGGAGCCUGGAUCAGUUGCAAGAGUGACGAUGAGUGCCGCGGAGAGGAGGCCUGCGCAGCGGGCACUUGUGCAUCGUGUAGGUGUGGCUGUUAGUUGGCUGAUUGUAGGCCGCGCACAGUCGCUUUGCAAGUCUGCGCGGCGCACGUGUAGACGGCCUUCAAUGAAUGUUCGCUACAUGUUCUGGGAAAACCGGCCCUCCCUCCUCCUGUGA
Molecule: messenger RNA, 627 nt
Organism: Purpureocillium lilacinum
Lineage: Eukaryota; Fungi; Ascomycota; Sordariomycetes; Hypocreales; Ophiocordycipitaceae
Source: RefSeq, a predicted model, not a curated record